Messenger RNA from Brettanomyces nanus, 1782 nucleotides. RefSeq lists its product as uncharacterized. Bases 1 to 1782 code for a protein of 593 amino acids. Lineage: Eukaryota; Fungi; Ascomycota; Pichiomycetes; Pichiales; Pichiaceae. The record is from RefSeq and is a predicted model, not a curated record. The transcript has a single exon. Gene Ontology annotation, molecular function: magnesium ion binding; thiamine pyrophosphate binding; carboxy-lyase activity.
AUGGCACCAAUCAGAUUGGACGCUCUUUCCAUGAGCACAGAUAAUACCAGUUCUAAUGUUAACUCCGCGAGAUGCCCGGAAAUAACAAUUUCCGAAUAUAUAUUCGAGCGACUUUACCAGAUGGGAGUGAAGUCGGUAUUUGGAGUCCCCGGGGACUUCAAUCUUUCGUUAUUAGAACACAUAUAUGACGUCAAAAGCAUCAAAUGGAUAGGAACUUGUAAUGAGCUUAACGCAGCUUACGCAGCAGAUGCUUAUGCAAAAACAUCGAGACAGAUGGGAGCCGUCUUGACUACUUUCGGAGUUGGAGAGUUGAGUGCUUUGAACGGAAUUGCCGGGGCCUACUCGGAAUUUGUUCCUGUAGUUCAUAUAGUUGGUACUUCACCUCUUCCAGAAAAGAGGAGUAAUCUUGUAAAAAACUUCCAUCAUUUGAUUACUAACCGGAAGAUGUACCAGAAACCGGAUCAUUACGUCUAUGAAAAAUUGGCUCAGACUUUCAGUGUGGCCAGUGCUUCUAUCGAAGAUGGGGAUAUUGCCAAGACUUGCGACAGCGUUGACAAUGUUCUUGAAUCAGUUUGGAGGGAGUCUAGACCGGGAUAUAUCUUUUUGCCAUGCGAUUUAACCGAGAUGAAAGUUCCUUUCAGUCGUUUGAACGAUAAGCCUUUGAAGAAAAGCUACGACAGUGGAAAUGAACAACUUGUUGACUCUGUUGUUUCAGAAAUUCUAGAAAGGAUAUAUUCUAAGCAGAAUGUGUCCAUUUUGGCAGAUGCUUUCAUCUCCAAGUUCCGGAUGGAGAAGCCAUUUGAAAAACUGGUCAAGUUGUUAAACGAUAAGGUAAAUUUGUUUGAUACUUACAUGGCCAAGGGUAUAUUUAGUGAAGAUACUGACAGAUUUGUUGGUACAUAUGCCGGAAAGGUGGGAAGUAAGCAGGUUUCCGAGGCCAUAGAGGCAUCAGACUUGGUUCUUUAUGUCGGUAGCUUCGCCAAUGAGAUGAACUGCGGCUUCUUCUCCUAUAAACUUGAUGAGAGCAAGAUUAUUGACUUGAACCCUCAGUAUAUUCGCAUUGGAAAGAAGAUGUACACUGGAGUUACGUUUAUGGACGUUCUACCUAAGUUGAUUGAGAAACUGGAUGCUUCUCGGAUCAACAGUUCGGUCAGAUACAAGUCAAUAGAGAAGCAAAGUCUUCAGAAAGUACAAUCGAAUAUAGAGGCACCUCUUACUGAAGCAGAUCUAGGAAGAAGUUUGGAAAAUUUACUUCAACCAGACGAUAUUUUGAUUGUAGAAACAUGCUCCUUCAUGACCGGAGCUUUCCAGCUUAACAUGAACGAUGCUCGUAUGGUUAGCCAAUGUUACUGGGGUUCAAUUGGUUAUGCGUUACCUGCCACUCUAGGAGCUUGUUUAGCGUUGAGAGAUUUUCAAAUGCCCGGGAAAGUGAUUACAGUGGAAGGAGAUGGAUCAGCACAGAUGUCGCUUCAAGAAUUGACGUCUAUGAUAAGAUACGAAGUUGAUGCUAUCAUGAUAAUGCUAAAUAAUUCUGGCUACACUAUUGAAAGAGCCAUAAAAGGCCCAUAUUCAGGAUACAACGACAUAUGCGGUAAUUGGCAAUGGACAAAGAUGCUGAAGGUGUUCGGAGAUAUCAACGAAGAGAAGUCGAGAUCUCUACAAAUUACCAGUAGUAAGCAGUUGAGCAACUUAGUUAAUGCGGGAUUACAUGAUGAGGGGAGGUUUCAAUUGAUUGAAUUGAUACUACCAAAGUUUGACAUUCCAUGGCAUUACGGGAAAUAG